AUGGCAGACUCAUAUGUGGUCCUGGGUACGCUUUUGGCCGUCUUGGCCACAGCUGUGUUGUUCCUACGGGAUAGCAAGCCCAAACGGGACAAAGUUGCUGAAGAGAUGCUGCGUAUUGGUCUGCAGAUGAAGAUGUAUAAGGCGGCAGCUGAGCCUGCAGCUUCUACCAUCAAGUCUAAUGUCGAGGAGAGCCCUAAUUUCCCAGGUGGUCGUGUUGCUAUUUUGUUCGGUUCGCAGACUGGUACAGCUGAAGGCUUUGCUGACAUUUUAAAGAAAGAAGGACGUCAGGCAGGCUUUCAGACUCACGCAAUUGAUCUGGAGAAUUACGACGUGGCCCAGAAGCUUCCAGAUGAAAAGCUCGUGAUUUUGAUUAUGGCGACAUAUGGUGAAGGUGAUCCGACAGACAAUGCAGUGAAUUUUCAUUCGUUUUUGAAGAAUAAAAACGCGAGUUUAGGUUCGAAAACGCUUGAAGGUGUUCAUUUUACGGUCUUCGGAUUGGGCAACACACAGUACGAACACUACAAUGCAAUGGGCCGCUCGACUGACAAGUUAAUGGAGAAAUAUGGAGCAACCAGAGUAUUUCACUAUGGUGAAGGGGAUGAUGAUUCAAGCUUGGACGAGGAUUUUGAUGAUUGGAAAGAGGGAUUGUGGAAGGCUUUACGCGAACAAUUUAUUGCAGUUAGUGCGAAUGAAGAUGAAAAUGUACACAAGUCAGGACUGUCACCUAUUGAAUACGAGUACGAACUUGUAAAGAUUCGUCGUCCAGAGUCGAAUACACAAGGCAACAAAGUCAAGAUAAAAGCAUCUACGAAACAUUUCUACACAGCAAAGGACGCUAAGAUCGUGGUGAACCGGGAAUUAAGGCAAUCUAUAGAAACAGGUUCUACGGUCCAUCUUGAGCUGGAUUUGCGUGGUACAGGUUUGACAUACGAAACAGCAGACAAUCUAGCAGUGUUGCCUGAGAAUGAGACGAGAGUCGUGGAAACUGUAGCUAAGUGCUUGGACUUUGACUUGGACCAGUGGGUUUUGCUAAAGCCAGUAACGGACGAUCGCGACUUUGAGUACCCAUUUCCGUCUCCAUGCACGGUAAAGGAUAUUCUAAUGCGUUAUUUGGCAAUCAAUAGCGCUCCUCGAAAGGGUCCGUUGAAGCAGCUUGCGUUUUUUGCUUCGGAUCCGGUUGAACGUUUGGCGCUUACGCGCUUGGCUUCAAAAGACGGCAAGGACGAAUAUCAAAAGUGGAUUCUUGAAGACGAACGCUCCUUUGUUGAUGUACUCGAACACUUUUGCUCGGUGAAAGUGUCGGUACGAGAUUUACUCCAUAUUGUACCUUUUCUAUUGCCGCGGUACUACACAAUCUCGUCGUCUAGUUUAGUGAAUCCACAGCGUGUACAUGCCACUGUUAGUGUGAUAGAGAGCAGAAAGGAGAACAAUCGUGUAUUUCGUGGCGUGUGUUCUACUUACUUGAGCAGACUACAGCCACUUGACAUGCAUUCGGAUGAAAAGAAAAAAAGGAAUAGUCGACCUGGCGAGCAAGGUGCCAAGAAGCCUCGCGAGUGGCCCACAGCUCGUAUAUUUAUGCGCGCGUCAACAUUUCGAUUGCCGAUAAAUCCCUUAACUCCCAUAGUUCUCAUUGGUCCGGGUACUGGCAUCGCGCCAAUGCGUGCAUUUUUACAAGAACGUAUGAAACAACAAGAAGAUGGUUUACAUGUGGGCAAAUCAAUCUUGUACUUUGGCUGUCGUCGCCGUGAUGAGGACUUUUUGUACAAGGAUGAAUUAGAGAUAUUUAAGGAGAGAGGGGUUCUAAGUGAGUUACACUUGGCUUUCUCUCGUGAGCAGGAAGAGAAGAUUUACGUUCAGCAUCUGCUUCUACAAAAUGGACAGGCCACAUGGGAACUUAUUCGAGAUCAGGAAGCGCACAUAUACGUUUGCGGUGCUACAACUAUGGGCAACGAUGUGAACAAGGUGCUGCACGAAAUUAUUGUAGGAUAUGGUGGCCAGAAUGCGGACGAGGCAACAGCAACGCUUAAAAUGCUUCAAGAUGGUCAUCGCUAUGUUCAGGAACUUUGGGGGUAA
Plasmopara halstedii is the source of this 2073-nucleotide messenger RNA. RefSeq names its product nadph-cytochrome p450. The record is from RefSeq and is a predicted model, not a curated record. Gene Ontology annotation, molecular function: flavin adenine dinucleotide binding; NADPH-hemoprotein reductase activity; FMN binding. The coding region runs from base 1 to 2073 and encodes 690 amino acids. Gene Ontology annotation, cellular component: cytosol. The transcript has a single exon. NCBI's taxonomy places the organism in Eukaryota, Oomycota, Peronosporomycetes, Peronosporales, Peronosporaceae.